UGCGUGCUGCAGGAAGUAGGCUGCGCGCGCGCAGGCGGGCGGCGGGCGCAGUGACGGCUGGCGAGGCGCGCGCGCCGCACGCACACACGCCCCCCGUCCCGCGCCGCACAACGGUACGCGCCGGCCGAGUGCUGACGGUGUCACCGGGUCACGCCUCCCUACAUGUAGUGCACGCAGUGUUACCGCUCCAUUGUAGGCGCGAGUGUCUGAGUGUCGGCGUAACGUUCGUUGGAUUUGUUCCGUCUGCCAGCGUCGCGAGCGCGGUGUGAACACUGGCUCUCUGUACGGUCACAUUUACAUGGAACAUAUUGUAAAGAGAGACGGGGCGCGCUGAUGUUAGCCUGCGUCAGCGACUAAGACAUUAAGUAUCUAGAUCUAGCGGCUGCGAAGUGCGAGUACCGCGGCGGCUUAACUUUCACUGCUCACGCUCGAGCGCCGCCGCUCGCGGUAAUGAACUUCCUCGGCGGCAGUCUGCUGCAGCCUGCGCCUGCGCGCCGUGUGUUGCAGGAGGCGGCGCGAGGCAUGGGCUGACGGCGCGCCGCUGAGCCGCACCGCACCAUGAAGAAGUUCAUGCGGCCGCGCCCCGCCGACCCGUGCGCCAACGGCGGAGGCGCGCCGCGCGACGCCGAGCGGCGCUCGUCGCUCAGCAGCUCGGGCGGCUCGCCCGCCCCCGCGCUGUGGGAGGACCCCGAGUUCCCCGUCGCCGCCGCCGGCCUGUGCGAGCGCCGCACGCGCUGGCUGCGCCCGCACGAGCUGUGCGCGCGCCCGCGCUUCCUGGGCGACUCGGGCGCGGGCGGCGAGCAGGCGGCGCGCUGGCGCGUGGCGCCGGGCGAGGCGGGCGACGCCGCGCUGUGCCGCGCCGCCGCCGCGCUGGCGCUCACGCCCGCGCUGCUGGCGCGCGUGGCCCAGCCGCAGAGCUUCCGCGCCGCCGCCGGCUACCGCGGCCGCUUCCGCUUCCGCUUCUGGGUGUUCGGCGAGUGGCGCGACGUGCUCGUGGACGACCGGCUGCCCGCCCGCGGCGCGCGCCUGCUGGCCAGCCGCGGCGCGCCCGACGACUUCACGCUGCCGCUGCUCGAGAAGGCGUACGCCAAGCUGCUCGGCGGCUACGCGCGCCUGCGCGCCGGCGACGCUGCCGACGCGCUGCGGGCGCUCACGGGCGCCGCGGUGCAGUCCUUCGCGCCGCCGCGCCAGCCGCGCGCGCUGCUGCUGCAGGUGCUGCUGGCGGCCGUGCCGCGCUCCACGCUGUUGCUGGCGGGCGCGGCGGCGGACGGGGGCGGGCUGCUGGCGCGCCAGGCCUACUGCGUGACGGGGCUGGCACGCGUGCGCGGCGCGCCCGACGACUGCGCCGUGCUGCUGCGCCUGCGCGCGCCCGGCGCCCGCGGCGAGUGGACGGGCGCCUGGGCGCGCGACUCGCCGCAGCGGCGCGCGCUGCCCGCCGCCGACCGCGAGCUGCUCGAGCGCCGCGCUGCCGCGCCCGGCACCUUCUGGAUGCCGCUGGGCGACUUCGCGCGCGCCUUCGCGCGGCUCGAGCUGGCGCACGUGGGGCCGGACGACUGGUUGCGCGAGCCCGCGCUGCACGCCAAGCGGCCGUGGCGCGCCGUGCUGGCGCGGCGGCGCUGGCGGCGCGGCGUGAGCGCGGGCGGGCCGCCGGGCGCGCCCACGGCGCACGCCAACCCGCACUUCGUGCUGCGCGUGCCGCCCGCCGACGGCCCGUGCCACGUGGUGGUGUCGGUGGCGCAGGAGCGCGCGCGCCGGCCGCUGGGCGUGGGGUUCGCCGUGUACGCGCUGGCCGACGACGCCGCGCCGCGCCGCGCGCGCCCGCCACAGCGCGCGCUGGACGUGACGCACUGCUCGCGCGCGCCGGAGGUGGCCACGUUCUUCACGCUGCCGCCGGGGCAGUACCUGGUGGUGCCGCACGCGCACCGCGCGCACGCCGAGGCCGCCUUCCUGCUGCGCGUGCUGACGGACGAGCGCACCGACGUGUGGGAGCUGAACGACGACAACGCGCUGCAGGCGCCGGACGCGGCGGGCGCGGCGGAGCCGGCGGUGCGCGCGGCGGCGGCGGCGCUGGCGGGCGCGGACGCGGCGCGCGAGCUGGACGCGGCGGCGCUGCGCGCGCGGCUGCGGCGUGUGUGGCGGCGCGUGCUGCCGGCGCGGCCGUCGGCCGAGCUGUGCCGCGCGCUGGUGGCGCUGUGCGACGGCGCGCUGGGCGGGCGCGCGCGCGCGGGCGAGCUGGCGGCGCUGGCGGCGCGGCUGGCGCUGUGGCGCGCGGCGCUGCGCUCGCUGGGCGCGCGGCGCCGGCUGAGCUCGUACCGGCUGCGCGAGCUGCUGGCGGCGUGCGGCGCGAGCGCGUCCAACAAGGUGCUGGAGGCGCUGGUGCUGCGCUACGCGCGCGGCGCCGCGCUGGACGCCGACGCGUGCAUGGUGGCGCUGGCGCGGCUGCACCUGGCGCACGAGCGGUUCCGCAGCCUGGACUCGAAGCUCAAGUCGAACCCGCUGUCGCUGGAAGAGGUGCGCCGCACUCAUGAUCCUGAUGACAAUCUACUCAUGACGAGCAGGGGAAGACGAACCAAAGGAGAGGACGAGCCGCAGGGGAGGACGAGCCGCAGGGGAGGACGAGCCGCAGGGGAGGACGAGCCGCAGGGGAGGACGAGCCGCAGGGGAGGACGAGCCGCAGGGGAGGACGAGCCGCAGGGGAGGACGAGCCGCAGGAGAGGACGAGCCGCAGGGGAGGACGAGCCGCAGGGGAGGACGAGCCGCAGGAGAGGACGAGCCGCAGGGGAGGACGAGCCGCAGAAAGUUAUUUAAAUUAUUCGUUACAGUUGUUGUUGAUUUUAUUUAAAGUUUACGUGUAGGUGUGCGUGUAUCUGUAAUGUAUAUCAUUAUUUGUUAGUUAACGAGUCGACGGCGAGCUGCGAUGUUUAAGAUAUCAAUUAUAUUUAUUAAGUGAAGUAGCGCUUCCGCGUACCGAACGGUGACGUCAUCACGCCUGCAGGUCUUGCGUCAUCAUCCGCAUCAUCCGCAUCAGCGCUCCAGUUCAAUAAAGAGUAAUUGUCCGAUCAGUUUAAACAUUUGAGGGUACAUUCAUUCCCAAAAGCUGACAAUUGGGUAAAAACGUUUAUUGUCCACAAAACAACGUCUUUUUCAACUUUGACCUUUAGUUUUUUUUCUAGGUACCGGAACGACGAGGACUUUUAAAAUUUAUUUAUGAUUAUGUUUUAAACAAAUUAACCAACUUUCAGCUUCAUGGGAAUUGAUUUUGCUUUACAUUAUAUAUUUUAGGUAAUAACUUGACUGGGCUAUAAUUUCUUGUAUAUAUUCUUGCAUUGCUCUUUCCUAACUUUAUUAGGUGUACUGCGUUAGAAACAAAGAUGGACGGGAUGGAUAUAAGGUAACUUGAGGAAAAUGUAGGAUCCUGAUUGUGACGUCACCGUUAACGGAAUGUGGUAUCUACCUACGCCUAAUUAUUAUUAUUUCAAAGUUAAACACAAUAUACCUACCUCUACCAAAGACAGAAUGGAACAUCGAGCGCAUGUACUUAACAAAUAAUAAAAACAAAUUAGGGGAAGAUAAAAUAGUCGCAGUUGUUCUUUCCGUGCAAUAUUUGUUCAAAGUGUUAUUAGUUAGUACCUAGUUAAGUAGAUAAAUAUUUAUAUAAUACUUAGUAUAGGUAUUAAUAGAAUAAUUUGAAAACACUUGGUGCUCGUUGGUGCUGAAUUAGUUAAGAAACUUAUGUUACGAGUAAGUAAGUACUAUGCUAAGAAUAAUAAUUGUGAUAAUACUUAAGACCGAAUGAUGUACCAAAUAUUCGUAGCUAGUAACUGAUAGGUAGGUACUAGAAAGCUGCGGCUUCUCCACGCGGGCGUAUCUUUUUUUCGGCUCAGGCUCAGACUUUAUCAACAUUCAUUAAAAUAAAUAUUGUUGCAAUUGCAUAUUAAAA
Messenger RNA from Bicyclus anynana (squinting bush brown), 3940 nucleotides. RefSeq names its product calpain-A-like. Gene Ontology annotation, biological process: proteolysis. Gene Ontology annotation, molecular function: calcium-dependent cysteine-type endopeptidase activity. NCBI's taxonomy places the organism in Eukaryota, Metazoa, Arthropoda, Insecta, Lepidoptera, Nymphalidae. The transcript has 8 exons. Bases 559 to 2808 code for a protein of 749 amino acids. Gene Ontology annotation, cellular component: cytoplasm. The record is from RefSeq and is a predicted model, not a curated record.